AUGCAGUCAAGUCAGGAGUUGCCAGAAACCUCACGAUCACUGCCUGACGCUUGGGAGACCGCAGUGCACCAUCUCCAGGAAGCACUGCUGGAGCGAAGACACCCAACGCAGCACUCGACUGUGGAGAGGCAGCAGCUCAAGGAUGCACUCCGGUGGCUCGUGUCUACAUCGCAACGCGCCUCAGUUCCUUUUUGUCGCUAUGCGGUAUUAUUUUUGAAGGAAUUCGUGCGAGAACAAGUUUGGGAAGCGCUUCUGGAGCCGGUGCUUGGGUGCACCCAUAGCACCUGCGCUCCCUGGAACGACUCGAGGAAGCGUCUAACCGGGACUGCGGACUGCGACACCCCGACGAGCUUCGACCCAGCGGCUACGAGAGCGUGUAUCGCGGAGGCUGCAGAACUGCUCGAACAAGCACUUCAAGUCAUGGACGUCGUGGCUGAGCGUCUAGAUCCAUCUAGGCGGCUCUACUGGCGGGGUGCGCUCUCCGUCGAUGCACAGGCCGUCAUCCUACAGCAAGUGACGCAAACGGCGAUGCGACGCCUUGUACGCAGUAUGUUUGUUUGGGCGCUCCAGGACGCUGAAGAACAAGUGGUUACAGGAAACUCGGACGAACUCGGGCAUGUACCCAGCCAGUAUGACUCGCUGAGAGCACAGCAGCGCCACCUACGCUCUGAAGGAGAUUGCGCCCAAGCAGUUCCACUACUGCUAGCGGACCUCGAGAGGCAGCUUGCUGUGCUGGGGCUCCUAGAUCAAUGGAGAGACCUCGUUGUAGUUCAGAUCUACGAGUCUAUUGAAGAGCGAGCUUACCGGCUUGCGCGGGAUGAGCUUCACGAAGGCGUUCUCGACGACCUGCUCGCAUGGGUCCAGAAGCUUCUACAACCAUGGGUAGCUGUGAUGCCGCUCGAUCCUCCAGAUGCUGAAAUAUCUAUGAGAGAAGGCGUGCAGUCCACCAGUGGUUCAGCGUUUGAGCGCAAGGUAGGUUAUUUCACCCAUGAGACGCUGCUCCAUGCGCGCUUAUCGCAGCUUUUUGAUCUUAUCGUUGAAUAUCCAGCCUCAAAAGCACCGCUUUUGGAUAUACGGCGGUGCCUUGAGAGCACAGAUGCACUCCAGGAAACAACCCAGAGUUUGUGUAGCCAACUGGAACGACGACUCCUGCAUCCUGGUGCCUCUACGAGUGAUAUCUUGCACCAUUUUGUGAAUACGAUACAGUCUUUGCUCCUGGUUGAUCCUCAUGGAUAUCUGCUUGCGCGAGCUACGACCCUGGUGCGACAGUAUUUGCGUAGACAGUGCCCCGAAGCCAUGACGCGCCUGGUGGAGCUGUUCACGAGUCCCGAGUACGCGGAACUUUUCGCCCUGAAUGGGCAGCAACAGCAACAGCAACAGCAAAUAGAUCAUUGUCCGGGCCCAAGGUUCCAUGCAUAUACCCACCUCGAGGAUGCCUCCUCCGACGAUACCGACGAUAGCAGGUCAGAGACGGACGCCGACCCAGCUUCGUCCGAUGGCAUGUUCUCCGUCUCUGGUCUGGAGACCCGCGGACAGAUUGCGCAUCGUUUUGCCCAACACGAUAUCCUGCACAUCCUCAUGGGUGUGUGUGGAGGACGGGAGCGUUUCAUAGCUGAGUUUCAGUUUUACCUUGCACGAAAACUGACCACCGUCAUGGAUUAUGAGUUUGAGCUUCUCGUACGUAACCUGGAGGUGCUCAAGGUCCGCCUCGGAGAGACCAGCCUGAACGAUGCAGACAUUAUGCUCAAGGAUAUCUCGGAUUCCCGACGUUUCAUGAAUUUUAUUCGCCAAGAAAAACACAUGGAACUAGACUCCAAGCAGCAAACAGAACUAGUGUUCAUCUCAUACCUCUAUUGGCCUUUGCUGUGCCCCGAGGCGGGGACUCACUUUGGGCCACCUGAACGCACUCAGUCGCUGCUUGCUCCGAAUCUGACCGGAUCGGAGUACUUUGCAACCCUCAAAAGUUAUGCCCAUCACUUGAAUGCGGAUCUCGAGCAGUUCAUCCGCUUAUGCCAGGAGAGUUUCGCGCGCCAGCGAGCGCCCCGAGUCCUGCACUGGAUUCCAGUAGCAGGAGUUUGCGAUCUGGAGCUCGAAUUUGCUGAUGGCCGCCAUGUGGAGUUUACGAACGUCCCGCUUCUGAAUGCAAUGCUCUUGGAGCUUUUCGCUGAACAACCACGCUGGAGUCGGAAUGCGCUCAGGCAGAAGCUUUUCCUGCUUGAACCCGGCGGAGAUGCUACGCCUGAUGCGGCAUCUUCGUUGCCGCCGUAUGACGCGCUUCUCCAAGGCGCGCUCCGUUUCUGGUCUCGCCAUGGAAUCCUGCGUCUCGUCGACGAAGGUGAUUUCUAUGAAAUCGUUGAGCACGGAGGAACCGAGCCAAAUACGCGGGAAUGGCAAGCGUCUCCUAUCGAUGCUACCCAGAUAGAUCCCAUUGCAGACGCGCUGAGCGCUGUACCUGGCCCUGCGACCGAAAAGAUCCAAGACAAGGACGAUAAUACCGAGGAGGUGAUUGGCAACUAUAUUCUCGGCAUGCUUGCCAACUUCGAAUCUCUGACAUUGGAGCGCAUGCACCAAAUGCUGACCAUGUUCUGUACGGAUCCACCGUUUCGUGGGACGCUCGGCGAUGUUGCGGCAUGUUUGAAUAGAUUGCUGGACGCUGGUUGCGUUCGUUACGAACGCGGACUCUACGCUCGCACUGGUUAA
Messenger RNA from Cyanidioschyzon merolae strain 10D, 2700 nucleotides. Its product is annotated as anaphase-promoting complex subunit 2. The transcript has a single exon. Bases 1 to 2700 code for a protein of 899 amino acids. Gene Ontology annotation, cellular component: anaphase-promoting complex. The record is from RefSeq and is a predicted model, not a curated record. NCBI's taxonomy places the organism in Eukaryota, Rhodophyta, Bangiophyceae, Cyanidiales, Cyanidiaceae.